Molecule: messenger RNA, 972 nt
Organism: Aplysia californica (California sea hare)
Lineage: Eukaryota; Metazoa; Mollusca; Gastropoda; Aplysiida; Aplysiidae
Product: zinc finger protein 330 homolog
Cellular component (GO): nucleus
Molecular function (GO): zinc ion binding
Source: RefSeq, a predicted model, not a curated record
GAAUGUGACCAGUGCAGAAGAUCUCAGAAAAACCGGGCUUUUUGUUACUUCUGCAAUUCACUGCAGCGGUUGCCAUUAUGUGCACAAUGUGGAAAAAUAAAGUGCAUGUCCAAGGGCGGUGAUUGCGCCGUACGCCAUGCUACCCAGUACGCCACAGGGCUCGGCAUGGUGGGUGCCAUAUGUGACUUCUGCGAGGCCUGGAUUUGUCACAGCAAAAGGUGCUUGCAGACCCACCCGUGCACGUGUCCCCUGGCAGAUGCCAUAUGCUAUGAGUGCAAGAGAGGAGUGUGGGAACACGGUGGAAGGAUUUUCACCUGCAGUUUCUGUAACAGUUUCUUGUGCGAGGAUGAUCAGUUUGAACAUCAAGCAAGUUGCCAGGUGCUGGAUCAAGAAAACUAUAAAUGUCUUUCAUGUAAUAAACUUGGGCAAUAUUCCUGCUUAAAGUGCAAGCAAUGCUACUGUGAUGACCAUGUCCGCCGCAAGGGGUUCAAGUACACCAAAGGUCAGGCCUUCCCAUGUCCCAAGUGUGGCAUGGACACGCAGGAAGUCAAAGAACUCAGCAUGUCCACUCGUGGUUACAAAUAUGGCCGUCAGCAGAUGGCAGAAGCCGGUUAUGACGAUGAUGAUGAUGAUGAUGACGGCUACUAUGGAGCCAGUGGGGGUGGAACUUUCACCUUCGGGGGGUUCACGUUGGGAGGUGGUGUCGCACGACGUGCGGAUGAUGAUGAUGAUGAAGAUGAUGAUGAGGACUCCGAUGAAGAUGAUGAGGACGAGGAGGAAGAUGAAGAAGAAGAAGAAGUUGAAAAAGAUGGUGGUGCAGCAAAAAAAUUAGAAAAACUUAAGGUGUAAUAGUUGAAAGUAAUUUAUUAAUAUUAAAAAAAGCUAUUGAUGGCAUUUCUAUUAUUAUUGAAAGUAUGAUGAAAGGGUUGGUUAUUUAGUGGAUUUGUAAAUAAAGCAGUACUUCACAAAUCA